UUUCACCAGCUACUUUAACCCGUAUAAGUACACUUGUUCUUAGAACAUUAGGUAGCUAGCUGCUCAUCUUACCACUUACCACCUGGUGUUAUAGCCCUGCUGUACAUAUCUGGAGUGGAGGCAAACAUGCAGCAGCAGCAGCAGCCGCCGCCUCCGAGGAGGAUGGUCGCGUCGAAGAAGCUCAUGAAAGUCGGGCCAUGGGGCGGCACCGGGGGCAACACGUGGGACGACGGCGGGCACACCGGGAUCCGCGGCGUCACACUGUCGUACGACCACCGCUGCGUCGUCUCCAUCGCCGUGGAGUACGACAGGAGCGGCCUCGCCGUCCCCGGCGAGCGGCACGGCGGCGCCGGCGGCAACCACACCACCCAGAUCAAGCUGAGCUUCCCGGACGAGCACCUGACGGCCGUGAGCGGCCGCUACGGCGCGGUGGCUCCCGGUGGCUCGCCAGUGAUCCGGUCGCUGGCGUUCAGGACGGAGCGCGCGGCGUACGGGCCGUUCGGCGCCGCCGAGGGCACGCCGUUCGAGUUCGCGGUGGAGGGCGGCGUGAUCGUGGGGUUCUGCGGGCGGAGCGGCUGGCAGCUGGACGCCGUCGGGAUGUACGUGGCGCCGCUGCGGCCGGAGAAGCUGUACGACAAGGUGCAUCACCUGGGGCUCAUGGCCUACCGCUCGGUCAUGCACCGGCUCGGGCCGGCGCCGGCACCGCCACAGGACGAGCUGCCGGAGGCGAGAGUUCAGCAUCAGCGUCAGAACGGCAGUGUGGUUCAGACAAGUCGCAAGAAUUACUAAGUGGUCAGCGUGUACUUACUACUCAGUACUACUCAUUAGCUAGAAUGGCAAAUUCAUGGCUGGGUCUCUGUCGUGCAGAUUGAUUCGGCUGGUAUAUAUGAAACCAGAAAUGCUUAAUGCAGGAGAUUUACUACAAGGCGACAUGGUUUGGUACUCUCGAAUGACAACAAAAUAAUAUUCUCGAAGAAGAAACCACAACAAGAACAACAACAAUGAUGAUGAUGAUGUCGAUGAACCACAAAUAACAAGAGAGAAGUCCAUGUUUCAA
Molecule: messenger RNA, 1057 nt
Organism: Triticum dicoccoides
Lineage: Eukaryota; Viridiplantae; Streptophyta; Magnoliopsida; Poales; Poaceae
Product: jacalin-related lectin 19-like
Exons: 3
Coding region: 127-789 (220 amino acids)
Molecular function (GO): carbohydrate binding
Source: RefSeq, a predicted model, not a curated record